This is a messenger RNA of Cuscuta epithymum, 1869 nucleotides long. The record is from the annotation of a GenBank genome assembly. NCBI's taxonomy places the organism in Eukaryota, Viridiplantae, Streptophyta, Magnoliopsida, Solanales, Convolvulaceae.
AUAGUUUUUGCUUUUUGAAUGCAUAAAUAGCUAGGCAGCGUAUAGUACCGCAAUUGUAUCCCACAAACACUCCGAUCCGAUCCUUUUUAUAUUUGGGUCAUAAUCCAUAUAUAAUUCAUAUAUAUCGAGAUGCUGGCGGCCUGCAGAAGAGCAGUCGUGCUUCUGUUCCUUACCACUACUCUCGUUCUGGUUCGAUGUGAGGGGGCGCCACCGGAGAAGGGCCUGAGCAGAGACAGCUUUCCGGCGGGCUUUCUCUUCGGCACCGCCACCUCCGCCUACCAAGUUGAAGGAGCCACCGACGUUCAUAACUAUGGUCGCGGACCAAGUAUUUGGGACACCUUCCUUAAAACUCCCGGACUGGAGCCCAACAAUGCCACUGGAGACUUGACUGUGGAUCAGUACCAUCGAUAUAAAGAAGAUAUUGACCUCAUGGCCGAACUGAAUUUUGAGGCCUACCGUUUUUCAAUUUCAUGGACACGGAUAUUCCCAAAUGGAACUGGGAAAAUAAACUGGAAAGGAGUUCGAUACUAUAAUCGGCUGAUCAAUUACAUGCUACAAAAAGGCAUUACUCCAUAUGCAAAUCUAAACCAUUAUGAUCUUCCUCAAGCCCUUCAAGAUAGAUACGGAGGUUGGUUGGACCGCCGAGUCAUAAAGGACUUUGCUGAUUACGCAGAAUUCUGCUUCAAAACAUAUGGAGACAGAGUCAAAAACUGGUUCUCGUUUAACGAGCCGCGGGUUGUGGCGGCUCUAGGGUACGAUAACGGAUUUUUCGCCCCAGGAAGGUGUUCUAAACCUUUUGGGAACUGUACACAUGGUAACUCUGCAACAGAGCCUUACAUUGUUACACACAAUCUUAUUCUCAGUCAUGCGGCAGCGGCUCAGAGGUAUCGCACCAAGUACCAGGCAACACAUGGAGGGAGAUUUGGCAUUCUGUUGGAUUUCGUGUGGUAUGAACCUCUUACAAGAUCAAAGGCCGAUAAUUAUGCUGCUCAAAGAGCUAGAGACUUUCAUAUUGGCUGGGUUUUACAUCCUCUGGUGUAUGGGGAGUACCCAAAAACAAUGCAGAAUAUUGUUGGGAACAGGCUACCUAGGUUUACACCAGAUGAGGUUAAGAUGGUCAAAGGAUCAAUUGAUUAUAUUGGCAUAAACCAGUAUACUACUUACUACAUGUAUGAUCUGCCCCCUACAAACGGGUCACGUAUACCCGGUUACCAGAAUGAUUGGAAUGUCGGAUUUGCUUAUAAUCGGAGUGGAGUGCCAAUUGGUCCGAGGGCGCAUUCUGACUGGCUCUACAUGGUGCCAUGGGGAUUGUACAAAGCUAUCAAUUACGUAAAAGAGCGGUAUGGCAAUCCACUAAUGUUCUUGUCUGAAAAUGGAAUGGACUAUGCUGGCAAUCUGACACUAUCUGAAUCUCUAAAUGACACAAUAAGGAUCGAUUACUACAAUAGCUAUUUGACUCAACUGAAGAGGGCAGUUGAUGAUGGAGCCAACUUGUUUGGCUAUUUUGCAUGGUCAUUGCUUGAUAACUUUGAGUGGAGAUUAGGCUACACAUCGAGAUUUGGCAUUGUCUAUGUUGAUUUCAAAACACUCGAGAGAUACCCUAAGAUGUCAGCCUACUGGUUUCAGAAUUUCCUUAGUAGAAAGAAGCAUUAGCGUGCCCCCAUGCAAUUAUGUAUGCGAAAUCCAAUCUCAAAUAUAUGUACUUCAUCACAUGUGUAUAUUUUAAGGUGUUUCCCCUAGUUGGUCAAUCUUAAACACUAGGAGCUCAUGUGGUAUUAUGCAAUAAAAGUUCUCAUAUGUUGUUUUGAAACACAAGUAAAACACUUCAGGAGGUUGGGAUUCAUGUAGUUGAUCAUCCUUGGUAGUUGC